This is a messenger RNA of Diaporthe amygdali, 954 nucleotides long. RefSeq names its product formate nitrite transporter family. The transcript has a single exon. Gene Ontology annotation, molecular function: high-affinity secondary active nitrite transmembrane transporter activity. Gene Ontology annotation, cellular component: membrane. Gene Ontology annotation, biological process: nitrite transport; transmembrane transport. Lineage: Eukaryota; Fungi; Ascomycota; Sordariomycetes; Diaporthales; Diaporthaceae. The record is from RefSeq and is a predicted model, not a curated record.
UUGAACGCAGUCAACACCUUUCCAUCGCAAGAACUGGCACGCCUGGUCUCGCAGGCCGGCGUCGCUAAAUCCCGAUUAAGUUACCCAAAAUACGCCAUCAAGGCCUUCAUGGGCGGCGUAUUCAUCUCCUUCGGUGCCCUCACAGAUCUAGUAAUCGCAUCUGGAUGCCCCGGCCUCCGAGAAUCUAAUCCGGCCCUCGCAACGAUGAUCGCCGGCUUCACUUUCCCGCUCGGUCUCGUACUCAUCAUGCUCACAAACAUGGAGCUGGUCACAAGUAACAUGUUCGUGAUGCCCUUCACUUUGGUUCAAAGGAAGAUAACGCUCUUCGAUGUCAUGAAGAACUGGGUACUCGGCUAUAUCGGAAACCUCGCAGGUGCGCUGUUCGUCGCAGGCUUCCUCGCGUGGUGGACCGAUACGCUGGGCUCGGCCACAGAGUCAUCGUACACUGUCAUACAAGCGGAGGGCAGGGUAAAUGUUCAAUGGAGUGUCAACUUUCUUCGAGGUAUCGGCUGCAACUGGUUCGUGGCACUGGCACUGUUCCUCUCACUGGGCAGUGUUGAGUUUGUCAGCAAGAUCUACUGUAUAUGGAUCCCCAUUUGGGCAUUCGUCAUUUUGGGAUAUCAACAUAGCAUCGCAAACUUUUUCCAGGUGCCUAUCGGAAUGUUCUAUGGGACAAGCUUCAGCGUCGGAAAGUUCAUUUACCAGAGCACUGUACCCGUCACACUAGGGAAUAUCGUCGGUGGGAUGGUAUUUGGGGCCAUGGUCUUCUGGUAUCUGUACGGAAGACACGACGACCCUCACAACGCCAACGAAGAUUCACUAGACUCUGACAGGGAGGGCCAUGAUGGUGUCAAGGAGUUGGAAGCAGGUGCCGCCAUUAGAGGAGCUCAUCCGAGGAAUGGAAGCGUGUAUAGAGGCCCUUACGAUCGGAAUAACAUGGCUGGCGCCGUUUGA